GCGCUCGCUUGCCCGCCUGCUCCCCCAUUUCUCCCGGCGCCACGCCCUCGCCCCUCUCCUGCAUCGGCCGCCACCUUGACGCUCGCGCCGGCCGACGCUUGGACACCUCGCCAUCCCGACGCUGCCACGGUCCGCCACCCCGCUGUCGGCCUGGGCGGUGACCCCUUCGCCGUCUCGCCUGGACCCGGCUGCCUCCGGCCUCGCCUCGCCGGAUCCCGCCGCCGCCGGCAUCAGCCAGGCCGGAUCUGUGGAGAGCCCGGCGCAGCACCGUCUGCAGUGCUUUGGUAGAUUUGAAGAGAGGACUGGUCCUUCAAUAACAAAUCCCCAACAUAUUCAGCAUACAACCCAUCUCGACAGACACUAGCCAUGGUGACACCCGCCGAGGCCGUCGGGGGCAUGCUCGCCUCAGCCGUCAUCAAGGUGGUGAUAGGCCAGAUCAGUUCCAGCAUCACUGGCGAGAUCAAGCUGCACAAGAACAUGAGGGAGGAUCUGGAGAAUAUGAAGAUGACCCUCGAGUCGGUGGAGGCCGUGCUCAGCGAUGCCGAGACACGGUCUAUCAAGCAUGAACCGACUCGUCUGUGGCUGAACCGGCUCAAGCAUGCUGCCAAUGACAUCGCUGACAUGCUUGAAGAUUUUGAAGAUGACACCGACCUCAACCUGUGGGCAGCUACGAUGAAGAAGAUUAGGAUGCCACGAAAGAUGAAAAAGGUGCAAAAACGCCUAGAGAAGAUAAAAGACGAUCAUAAUAAUUAUGGAUUUCUAACAGAAACUCACAGGAAAGAGCAGCCAGUUACUGAUAUCCGGGAAACAGCAGGGAGUAUGGUGGAAGAAGAAAUCAUUGGGAGGGAUGCUGAAAUAUUGGAAAUCAUGGCUUGUUUAUCUGGGAGCACCACUCAAGGGACCACCAUCAUCCCCAUAUGGGGCAUUGCAGGCAUCGGAAAGACCACCUUGGCAAGAUGGGUUUUCAAUGAUUCCCAGUUCAAAGAAUACUCUCGGGUGUGGGUCUAUGUGUCCCAGAUAUUUGACCUCAAAAAAAUUGGCAACACUAUAAUAUCACAACUAUCACAACAAAGCCCAAUAUCUGAUUUGCAUGGUGUUCAUACUCGUCUCCGGGAGCUGUUUACUGGUAAGAAGAUCCUGAUUAUUUUGGAUGACCUGUGGGAGAAUGAUCUCUUUAAACUAAAAGAAUUGAAGGAUAUGCUAAAACUGGGUGAGGGGAGCAAGGUGAUGGUUGUGGUAACUACACGAGAAGAAAGCAUUGCGAAGGAAACUGGUACCAUUGCUCCAAGCCAAUUACCUCCCUUAACAGAUGAAAUCUGCUGGGAUAUUAUUAAACAAAAAUGUAACUUUGAAGCUCGUCCUGACAGAGAGCGUUUGGAGCCGAUUGGGAAGGAAAUAGCAACAAAAUGUGGAGAUGUGGCUUUAGCUGCUCAAUCGCUUGGACACAUGUUGAAAUGCAGGCCGUACGAAGAAUGGGAUGCCAUUAAAGCCAAUCAUAUCUGGGAACUGUCUACUUCUGAAGAUACACUGAAUACACAAGAAGUGCUUGCAUCUUUGUUGUUAAGCUACAACUUGAUGCCUCCACGCUUGAAGUUAUGCUUUGCUUAUUGUGCAAUCUUUCAAAAAGGUCACAAUAUGAUUAAAGAUGAUCUAAUUCAUCAAUGGAUUGCUCUUGGAUUCAUAAAGCCAUCCCGUAUGUUCUCUACCUGGCAAUGCGGUCAGAGUUAUGUUAGGCAGCUUCUGCAAAUGUCCUUUCUUCAGUAUUCUAAAACUGACACCGGAACUCUCGAGAGAAAAGAUGCUACAAGGUUCACUAUGCAUGACCUGGUGCAUGACCUUGCAAGAUCGGUCACGGCUGAAGAAUUUGACUUGGAGGGCCCGAACUGCCGCUAUGCAUGUAGAACAGAUUGUGAGAAACCAUUAAAGCCAUCCCCGACUUCACCUGCAAAGCUAAGGGCUCUGCAUAUUGUGGACCAUGCCUACAAAGAAACUGAGUUCCAUCAUGAUGCAGAUUCACCAGCUAAGUACAUCCAUGUCUUAGAUUUACACAGAGGCUAUUGGCAUGAGUUGCCAGAUUCCAUUGGUCAACUGAAGCAGUUGAGGUAUCUUAGCGCUCCAUUGAUCUGGGGUCAAAUGAAUCCAAGGUUUAUUGGCAUGCUCUCAAAAUUGAAUUAUCUCAACCUUCAUCAUUGUGGUCUCUCAACAUUGCCAGAAUCGAUUGGCGAGAUGAAAGGUCUGAUGCAUCUUGACUUGUCUUCUUGUAAGAGCCUAAAAGAACUCCCAUUGUCAUUUAGGAAGCUCACAGAGUUGCUAUAUCUGGAUUUGUCAAACUGUGAUGGCCUUUUAGGGAUACCCCAAGCUUUGGGUGGCCUUACCAAACUCCAAUAUUUGGACUUAUCACAGUGCCAAAAUCUCGGAGAGCUGCCAGAAGUCAUCCGCAUGCUCACUGAACUCCGCUAUUUGAAUCUAUCAUGGUGCAUGCAUCAUAUCUUUGACAGCUCAUCAACUGAUCAUGCUGCAAGUUUCAUUGACUGUAUCUGCAAGCUUCCCAAUAUGGAGCAGCUGCACUUGUCUUGCCAAUAUCAAUAUAAAUAUCCUCUUAGCAUACCAGAAAGUGCUACCUGCCUCAGUAAGUUGGCUCUCGAUGGGUGCUACAGUGUUACUCGGAUUCCAGAAUGUGUGGCUAAAAUGGAUACUCGAAGCCUUUUUGGCUUGUUGCCGAACUUUCUGGUAUAUUCAGAUAAUACGGAAUCUAACAGCAACCUUGCCUUGCUUGAGCAUACAAAUCCUGAACGGCUGAGUAUCACUGUGCUUGAAAAUGUGAAGUUCAUAGAAGAGGCACACAUUAUAAAUCUGAGGGAGAAAAGUAGCAUUGUUGAUCUGAGAUUAGGGUGGACCGAAGAUGGAGAGAGAUACGUGGAAGACAUGGAGUUGCUGAGGGAGCUAGUGCCGCCAACCACUUUGCAGGGGUUUGAGAUAUAUGGUUAUUGUAGUCUCCGUUUUCCAGACUGGCUAAUGAGUAUUAUAUGUUAUCUCCCUAAUCUUGCCCGCAUUAGGUUGUCCGACUUGCCAAACUGCAAGAGUCUACCACCACUCGGCCAACUACCAAACCUCCGAGAGCUUAUUCUGAGCGAGAUGAAAAGCCUGGAAGAAUGGAACACAUCAUCCUCGAGUGGUGAGGAUAGUGUGAAUGGGCUCAUGUUCCCUAAGCUCGAGGAAGUGAAUAUAGGUGGUUGCCCCAAGUUGAGGGUAAAACCACACCUUCCUAGAGCUGCAUCUUGGAGUAUACACAGAAGUGAUAAUGUGUUCAUAUCUUGGGGAGAGAGCAUAUCCUACACUGGUGCUCCCUCAUCUUCUUCUCCAGCAUCUACUAAGCUGGAAGUUACAGGCAGCAAUUUGCAUCUGCAUCAGUGGAGUUUGCUUCGCCACCUACCUGCCCACAGUGAUUUGGAUAUCUAUGGUUGCAGUGAUUUGACAAUCUCACCAGAGAUCAUCCAGGCCCUCCACUCCAUCAAAUCACUGAAACUAGAUAUGUCAAACAGUGAAGAACAGGUGGAAUGGUUUGCAGACCUCACGUCUCUUCAGCAUCUAACAUUAUGGGAGUACAAGAAGCUAGAGCAAUUGCCUGCUAACAUGAGGCAACUCACACAGCUCGAAUCAUUAAAAAUGUACGGCUGCCAAAGCAUGACAUCACUGCCAGAAUGGUUAGGAGAACUCACCUCUCUCAGGAAACUUGAAAUUCUGUGGUGCUUUGCCAUCAAGACAUUGCCAGAGAGCAUACAGCAACUCUCAAACCUCCAACAAUUGAAAAUUCUUGGCAACCCCGAAUUGAGGAAGUGGUGUGCAGAAGACGAGAACAAGGCAAAGCUUGCUCACAUCAAAGAAAUGCUUACUGAAUCUGACAAAGACGAAGCCACUAUGGCAGAGCCAGCAGAGCCGCAACACUGUGGAUGCUUGGGAUUCAUGGGGUUUAAGGAGGAUCAAUGAGGAAAAAAAAUGAUUCUAAACUCUUACUGAAGCUGCACCUGGGCUGCAGUUUUCUGAAGCUGGUGAAGAUGAGGUCACUCCGGCAGAGACACAACAUUGUUGCUGUUUGAAAUUCACGGGGUUUAAGUAGGAUCAAUGAGGAGGAAAAAGAUCCUGAGCUGUGAGUAGCAACGCCCAACCGUAUCAAAAACAUUAGUAGCUUCAGCAGGAUUCUGGAAAGUAACAGGUUCAUUUGACGGUAAAAAAAAAAGGUAUGCGCGCCGAUUUGAUGCCCACCACCCGGGAUGCUUUCCAAUGAUUUCAUAUACCUUGUUCUUUUUGUACCAUGAGUCAUGUUGUGUGUAUCUGAUCUAUGAAUAUAAUUCAGUUAGAAGUUGACGGCCUCUGCGUCUGUGUUUGACUGGAGGUCUGGAGCUUAUCAUACCAGAAUUCUAUGUAUUACCUUUGGGAGUAAAGAUUGUUCUACCCUAUUAUUUGCUGCCCUUGACAAAGAAAAUGUAUUACAUCCUCUCAGAAAGAGCACUUGUUGUUCCGUUCGUUAU
Messenger RNA from Triticum dicoccoides, 4529 nucleotides. Its product is annotated as disease resistance protein RGA2-like. Lineage: Eukaryota; Viridiplantae; Streptophyta; Magnoliopsida; Poales; Poaceae. The record is from RefSeq and is a predicted model, not a curated record. Gene Ontology annotation, molecular function: ADP binding. The transcript is spliced from 6 exons. Bases 367 to 3987 code for a protein of 1206 amino acids.